Molecule: messenger RNA, 1485 nt
Organism: Colletotrichum phormii
Lineage: Eukaryota; Fungi; Ascomycota; Sordariomycetes; Glomerellales; Glomerellaceae
Product: uroporphyrinogen decarboxylase
Exons: 2
Biological process (GO): heme biosynthetic process
Cellular component (GO): cytosol
Molecular function (GO): uroporphyrinogen decarboxylase activity
Source: RefSeq, a predicted model, not a curated record
ACAAAAGCCGGCCGCUACCUCCCCGAGUAUCACGAGGCCAAGGGCACCCGCGACUUCUUCGCCUGCUGCCGUGACCCCGAGGUCGCCAGUACCCUGACCCUGCAGCCGAUCGAGCGCUUCGCCGGCCUCCUCGACGCCGCCAUCAUCUUCUCCGACAUCCUCGUCGUGCCCCAGGCCCUCGGCAUGACCGUCGAGAUGGUCGACAAGAAGGGUCCCCACUUCCCCGAGCCGCUCAAGACCCCGACCGACGGGCAGUACGAAAAGGUCCUGGCCAAGAACGUCGACGUCGCCUCGGAGCUCGACUACGUCUACAAGGCAAUCACCCUCACCCGCAAGAAGCUCGCCGGCCGCGUGCCCCUCAUCGGCUUCUGCGGCGCCCCCUGGACGCUCUUCUGCUACAUGGUCGAGGGUGGCGGCACCAAGCUCUUCAUGCAGAGCAAGACGUGGAUCUACCGCUACGCCGAGGAGUCCAAGGCGCUCCUGCAAAAGAUUGCCGAGGUCUGCGUCGAGUACCUCGCCCUGCAGGUCAAGGCCGGCGCCCAGAUGAUCAUGGUCUUUGACUCGUGGGCCGGCGAGCUCGGCCCCGAGGCCUUCAAGGAGUUCAGCCAGCCGUACCUGUCCUACAUCUCCGAGAACCUCCCCAAGAAGCUCGCCGAGAUGAACCUGGAGCGCGUGCCCAUGACCGUCUUCCCCAAGGGCGCCUGGCACGCUCUCGACUCCGUCAUUGACAUUGGCUACGACGUCAUCGGUCUCGACUGGCUCCAAGACCCCGCCGAGGCUGUCAAGAUCCGCGGCGACAGGCGCGUUAGUUUCCAGGGCAACGCCGACCCUGGCGUUUUGUACGGUACCCACGAGCGCAUGACGGAGGCCGUCGAGAUCAUGGUCAAGGGCUUCUACGGUAACGGAAAGAAGGGGUGGAUUGCAAACCUCGGCCACGGCAUCACCCCGGGCGUCAAUCCUGAGGAUCUCCGAUUCUAUCUGUCGGAAAUUCACCGUUUGACGAAGAACUAAGCAGGGCAAUGAGUCGGUCGGUGGGAGAUGAAAACCAAAAGCUGCAGAUGAUGGUUGGAAAAAGGUGGAAAUUCAAGUAUCAAGUCACAAACUACAAGGCGUAUUGAAAAAGGAGUGAAGUACAGUGACAGAGCAUCAAUGUUCCAAGGCGUCAUCCUAGAGAUGGUAGUGCACUAGGGCAAUCUUUGUCGAAUCAAAUGAACCCUCUGAUAAAACCUCAUGAGUGGAGGGAAACAAAAUCGUAACGAUGGCAACUUCAAGUCUCAUGGCUUUAUAUUGUGCUUCAGUGUAAGUGCCAGACGAAGAAACUCAUGGUCCAAGGCACGCAGUGAGUGGUCUUGAGCACGAGCAAGUUGAAUGAACAAAAGUAAAGAUUCCAUUAUGCUUUUCCUUCCCGUAUCGUAAUUGCCCUUGAAUCAUAUCAAACCGUGGUAUCAAGAACUUUUUUUGUGUCGUUUCAACAUUUUCAAACAA